This is a messenger RNA of Nicotiana tabacum (common tobacco), 1541 nucleotides long. RefSeq names its product peroxisomal adenine nucleotide carrier 1-like. Gene Ontology annotation, biological process: ATP transport; peroxisome organization; fatty acid beta-oxidation. Gene Ontology annotation, molecular function: ATP transmembrane transporter activity; ADP transmembrane transporter activity. The record is from RefSeq and is a predicted model, not a curated record. NCBI's taxonomy places the organism in Eukaryota, Viridiplantae, Streptophyta, Magnoliopsida, Solanales, Solanaceae. Gene Ontology annotation, cellular component: peroxisomal membrane.
CGCGUACAAAGCCGCCUACUUUUCUCCCUUUAAGACAAUGACUUAUUAGAUGUUGGAAUUUCCGCGUUUGUUAAAUGAUCCGUGCUCAAGUAGUAGUACUAUAAAGUUGGGUUUUUGAUAAUUGUGAUGCGGUAAAUAGAAUUCUUGAUUAUAUAGUUGAAGGAAGAGAGAGAAAGAGAGAUGUCAGGUGAUCUGGAAUCCAUAUCAGAGGCGACUUCUGGAGCCAUAGGAGCUCUAGUUAGCACUACUAUCUUGUACCCUCUUGAUACCUGUAAAGCUAAGUACCAAGCUGAGGUUCAAGCUCAUGGUCUCCGUAAAUACAGGAAUCUCUCUGAUGUUUUGCUGGAGGCAAUAUCAAGGGGUAAGGUACUGUCACUGUACCAAGGUCUGGGAACCAAGAACUUGCAAUCUUUCAUUGCCCAGUUUGUAUAUUUCUAUGGAUAUAGCUACUUUAAGAGACUCUAUUUGGAGAGAAGUGGUGCCAAAUCCAUUGGAACAAGAGCCAAUCUGAUAAUUGCAGCUGCAGCUGGCGCUUGUACGGCCCUAGCAACUCAGCCACUAGAUACUGCUUCCUCAAGGAUGCAGACAAGUGCCUUUGGUAAAUCGAAAGGCCUCUGGAAAACACUUACAGAAGGUAGUUGGAGUGAAGCAUUUGAUGGCCUUGGAAUUUCUUUACUGUUGACAUCCAACCCUGCCAUUCAGUAUACAGUUUUUGAUCAACUUAAACAACACUUGCUGAAAGGUAAGGAGAAGACGACAGAAAAAGAUGCAUCGCCUGUUGUACUUUCUGCAUUCUCAGCUUUUGCAUUAGGUGCGCUGUCAAAGAGCAUAGCCACAGUUCUAACCUAUCCAGCCAUCAGGUGUAAGGUCAUGAUUCAAGCAGCGGACGACGAGGAUAAGAAGGCUGAACCAAAAUCAAGUAAGACAAUCAGUGGUGUCAUAUGCUCUAUCUGGAAGAAAGAAGGUAUCUUGGGUUUCUUCAAGGGAUUACAUGCUCAAAUCCUCAAAACAGUGUUAAGUUCAGCAUUGCUUCUAAUGAUAAAGGAAAAGAUCUCCGCCUCAACUUGGGUCCUCAUACUUGCACUUAGGAGAAUUCUACUAAUCAGGCAGAGAAGGCUAAAAAGUACAUAAAUCGUUUACUUGUGAUCAACUGUGCUGAAGUAUCUGCGGAUAAUGGCUUUGAUGAGAAAUCAGAAGAAAGAUUGUUGCAAUCGAAGUAUUUAGCUUCAACGGUGGAGAAGAUUCAUUAUUAACCAGUAUUCAGGUCCAGAGCAUACAACAAAUGUGAUUACAAGCAGCAAGAUCUCGAGCAAAUGAUUGAAUUUAAGACAAUAUGAUGAUAGUUUUCAGACUUAUUAGAAGAGAAUAAUCUGACAAGAAACAUUUGUUUAUUCAAUAAUGUAGGAGAGAAACAAUCAACAUUUGAUUUUCUUAUUCCCUAUUUAGUUGGUUUCUCAAUAUGAACUUGGAUCUGUUGUUUAAACUGAAUGAACUAAUUCCUCAAAGUUCAUCGUGGUAUACAAGGGGAUAAUUUUAUAUUA